Messenger RNA from Aspergillus campestris IBT 28561, 1929 nucleotides. Its product is annotated as putative C6 finger domain protein. The transcript is spliced from 3 exons. Lineage: Eukaryota; Fungi; Ascomycota; Eurotiomycetes; Eurotiales; Aspergillaceae. Gene Ontology annotation, molecular function: zinc ion binding; DNA-binding transcription factor activity, RNA polymerase II-specific. Bases 1 to 1929 code for a protein of 642 amino acids. Gene Ontology annotation, biological process: regulation of DNA-templated transcription. The record is from RefSeq and is a predicted model, not a curated record.
AUGUCCGCCUCGCCAGAUCAAGACCGGGGAGUGUCACUUGAAGUUGCCGUCAGUCACGCGGCUAUGGCCUCCCACGAUCUUCAGAUCAGCAAGAAGAAGCGAAGUAAUUCCGAAGCGACUGAAUACCCUCGAAGGCGUGCAACCAUAGCAUGCCAGAUAUGCCGUUUGCGAAAAACAAGGUGUAAUGGCGCACGGCCAAGGUGUCAGCUUUGCACGGAUCUUGACGCUGACUGCGUUUAUCGCGAGCCUGGAAUCAAACUGGAUGCCGGUGAUAAAUUAAUCAUUGAGCGGCUGAGCCGAAUCGAGGGAUUGCUCCAGUCGAAUCUGGUAGGACUGACUGGUCAUUUCCCGAUGGCCUCGACAUCUCCAGCCACCAGUAAUGAUACCAACAUUGGCAGUGAUGAGAUGACCGCGAGAGCAAAUACCCUCGUCCCUGCUACACGUGGGCGGACGUCUAUAGUUGGGAUGGGUUCUUGGGCAAAUCCACCGACCAGCAUCUCAACAAUGCCUAAACUACACACCACGCCCGCACUGCACCUCUUGCAAUGGCCCUUGAUCCGUGACCUGGUUGCUGGUCCGUACGAUCCACAUACACUUCUGCAGCUAGAAUUGGUCCGUGAACCCCUCAAAAUGAGCACUUCCAUGGGCUUCGAUUUGUCAAAUGCGACCUCGUAUAUCCAGGCUUUUUUCGAGCGUGUCAAUGUCUGGUAUGCAUGCGUCAAUCCAUACACAUGGCCUCAAUACUACAAAACUGCUCUUUCACUCGGGUUCCGGGAAGGACCAGAGAGUUGCGUUGUACUCUUGGUGCUCGCCCUUGGCUGCGCUAGUCAACACGGCACCAUAUCCUCGAUCUCCCCGGACAGGGAACACCCAGGACUACCAUAUUUCAUUGCAGCCUGGGGCCUCCUCCCAUCAGUCAUGAUGCGCAACUCUGUGGUUGCCGCCCAGUGUAUCGUUCUGACAUCAGCUUACCUAUUCUAUCUAGUGAGGCCACUGGAAGCAUGGACCCUUCUCUCCAAUGCAAGCAUGAAGCUACAGUUGUUGUUUGGCAACACCUCUCGUAUCCCCCUACAAUGGAGGGAGCUGAGCGUGAGGAUAUAUUGGAAUGCCCUCCUCUUCGAAAGCGACCUGCUCGCGGAACUGGAAUUACCCCAUUCGGGUAUUGUACAUUUUGAAGAACUAGUCGAUCUUCCUGGAGGAUUCGAAGAAGAAGACGAUGAUGAUGUGGACGGCGAUGAUAGCGACAAUUCCAUCGACGAUAACACCAACGAACAUUCAGUAGGCCGAGAUGAGCUCUGGUAUUUCCUGGCCGAGAUCGCCCUCAGAAGGCUCCUCAACCGAGUCAGUCAUAUGAUCUACCAAAAGGACAACUCCUUGACUCUUGCAUCACUGGGCCCGAUUGUCUCGGAACUCGAUUUCCAACUUGCCCAAUGGUAUGACAACCUGCCUCAAUCUGUUCGCUUCCCCCUUUUGCACCCCCCAAUAUCAAAUCCGGUCCAGACGGUUCUGAGACUACGAUAUUACGCCUGUCGAACUAUAAUCUACCGACCUUACAUACUGGCGGUCUUCGAGAACGAACAAGCUGCCUCCGAUCCCGUGGUGCGAGAAUGCUGCUGGCGGUGCUUAGAGGCAACGUUGCGUCAACUAGAACAUAUAACCAGCCAUCGCGAGGGACAUCUGCCCUACCUCUGGCAGGGCGCGCUGUCCAUGGUCUCCCAAUCAUUGUUGAUCAUGGGGGCAACAAUGUCACCCGCCCUUUGCGGACUACUGCCCGCCGCUGCCCGCGUGGACGAGAUCAUAUCAGGUGUCAUAGCAGAGGUGGAGAGGUAUUCCCACCUCGCCCCGAGUCUGAAAUUAUCUGCGGAGAUUGUCCGUGAUGCGGAGAAACGGCGACAGCUCUGCUUAAGGUCGGCUAGAGGACGGGUGUAG